Molecule: messenger RNA, 4465 nt
Organism: Xenia sp. Carnegie-2017
Lineage: Eukaryota; Metazoa; Cnidaria; Anthozoa; Malacalcyonacea; Xeniidae
Product: paired amphipathic helix protein Sin3b-like
Exons: 31
Coding region: 91-3918 (1275 amino acids)
Biological process (GO): negative regulation of transcription by RNA polymerase II
Cellular component (GO): chromatin
Molecular function (GO): transcription corepressor activity
Source: RefSeq, a predicted model, not a curated record
UAUGAUGGUGUUGCUUCAUCGAAAGGAAAAAUUUGCCGAAUGAAACUUGGUGUCUGAUGUGCAAGCAUCAGGGCCAUGUAAUUGGAUAAAAUGAAAAGAACUCGAGAAGAGCACGAGAAAGUAUUUGGUCAACACAGAUUUCAGCAGCAGAUCUUGGCACCAGCUCCAGUUGGCCAUAGCAACAAUUUUGAGGCACUACAAGAGAACAUUGCAGUAUCUAUGGGGCAGUUUCCAUCGAACCAACAGAUACCCCAUCAAACUUACCCUGUGACUGGACCCACUGGACAAGGUCAAGGCCACAGCCCUUUGCCUUCACAUCCGCAGGCUCACAUGCAUCCAUCAGGUGCCGCAGGGCACAUGCAGGGUCCAGGAGGACCUGGGCAGCAGCAAUUUCAAAGACUUAAGGUUGAAGAUGCUCUUUCGUAUUUGGACCAAGUUAAAAUGCAAUUUGGCAAUCAACCACAGGUCUAUAAUGACUUUCUGGAUAUAAUGAAAGAAUUCAAGUCGCAAAGCAUUGACACGCCUGGUGUGAUAAGUCGCGUUUCCAACUUGUUCAAAGGACAUCCUGAGCUCAUUGUAGGAUUCAAUACGUUUCUUCCACCUGGAUAUAAAAUUGAAGUGCAUCCGAACGAUGCUAACUCUAUUUCUUAUACAACGCCACAUCAAAACGCUUUGCAGAAGACCGCUUUAAGUGGGCAAUCUGUUCACACGAUCAAUUUAACGGGAAAUCACAGUGGUCACAGUGUCUCACACAACAUUUCCUCCUUCGGUCAUCACGGUCCCUCGCCAUCCCCUCAACAACAGCAACAACAGACUUCGUCCCAACAACCUCCCACGUCACAGCAUCUCGCGCAAUCGCAACAUCAGCAACAGCUUGCCACCCUCUCGCAACACGCUGCCCAACAGCCAAAACAUCAGAUCAACAACCUCAGCCAACCGCCGGCUCACUCGCAGUCUCAUCAAGGUCAGCAGCAUCAGAGACAACUCCACUCACCACCGUCCAAUCAAACCCAACCUCAACAACCCGUCGAAUUCAACCAUGCAAUUAGUUACGUGAACAAAAUUAAGACACGUUUCCAAGGGCAACCCGACACAUACAAGGCAUUCCUCGAAAUACUUCACACUUAUCAGAAGGAGCAAAAAAAUAUCAAGGACGGAACUCAGUUCUCCGAACAAGAGAUGUACGUACGUGAGGCGAAGCUUGCCAACGAUGUGUACAAACAGGUUGCAAAGCUGUUUAAGAAUCAAGAAGAUUUACUUCAGGAAUUCAGUCAAUUUCUUCCCGAUGCGAACGGUGCUCCAAUCUCGGGAUUGAGUGCUUUGUCCAAAAGAGCUCACAAUCAGAUGUCAAACGCGUCUGGCUCGUACGGAGGACCUCCCAAUAAGAAACAAGCAUUGAGCUCAACUUCGGUGAAGAGAAACUUAGGUCAAAUGCGAAGAUCCUCGACAUCAAGUCAAAGCAAGGUGAAAUCGCGGUCAAACGGGAUGAAAGACAAUCUUCCGGAUCCAAGUAGCUUUGGCUCUGUUGCUGAGUUUGCAUUUUUCGACAAGGUACGCAAAGCUCUGCGAAGUCAAAAGGUUUACGAAGAUUUUCUACGUUGUCUCAAACUUUUUAAUCAAGAAGUCAUCUCGCGCGCAGAUCUUGUUCAACUCGUUUCUGCCUUCCUGGGGAAAUUUCCCGAUCUCUUCACGUGGUUUAAGGAAUUCUUGGGUUACAAGGAUUCCAGUCCGAUGGAUACACCAAGCUUCAAGGAAAGAACCUCUGGCGAGCUUGCCCAUCUUGAAAUAGAUUACGCGUCUUGCAAGCGAUGUGGCACAAGCUAUCGUGCUCUACCCAAGACCUACACACAACCAAAAUGCACCGGCCGCACGGCUCUAUGUCGCGAGGUCCUCAACGACACGUGGGUCUCCUUCCCAAGUUGGUCGGAGGAUACAACAUUUCUUGGAACGAAGAAAACUCAGUACGAGGAAUACAUAUUCCGUUGUGAGGACGAACGAUUCGAAUUGGAUGGAAUUAUCGAAGUGAAUUUGUCCACGAUCCGCGUCCUCGAGGCAGUGCAAAAGAAAUUGGGUCACAUGACCUCCGAAGAGCAACAGAAGUUCCGAUUGGAUGGCUGUCUUGGCGGUACUUCUGAGGUCAUACACAAGAAGGCUAUCUAUAGGAUAUACGGUGAUAAAGCUUCUGAUAUCAUUGAUGGUUUAAAGAAGACUCCCGCUGUUGCCGUACCGCUUGUUUUGAAACGACUAAAAGCGAAGGAAGAGGAGUGGCGUGCUGCACAGCGAUUAUACAACAAAAUUUGGCGAGAACAAAAUGAAAAGUAUUAUCUUAAGUCUUUGGAUUAUCAAGGAGCAACUUUCAAGCAAAAUGACCUGAAGGGGAUGCGGUCAAAGAGUUUGUUAACCGAAAUCGAAAAUAUUUAUGACGAGAAACAAGAGCAAGCUGCAGAAGGAAAUGCUGAUCCAACCGGACCUCACAUGGUCUUUACUUACAAGGAUAAAUCAAUUCUUGAUGACGCCGCAGGACUUAUCGUCCAUCACAUGAAACGACAGACUGGCAUACACAAGGAAGACAAGUCAAAGAUCAAAUCCUUGCUGUACACAUUUGUACCCGAUCUCUUUUUUGCGCCAAGAGGAGAAUUAAGCGACGACGAGGAUUCUGUGAAAGACAGCAACGGCUGCGGGAGGUCCGAUGCAUCGAAUGGAUUACCAGAAGCCGAAUCUGAUGAUGCUUACAAUCUGAUGUUCGUCAACAAUAAUUGGUACAUCUUUUUAAGACUUCACCAGAUGGUCUGUGAACGCUUACUAAAGAUGUUUCAACGUUCUGUCGAGAUUGCCGAAGGCGAAGCAUCCGAUAAGAAACAGAGAAAGGAGUCGACCGCUGUCGCGUUGAGACUGAAGGCUCCCACAGAUGUCGAUGUGGAAGAGUAUUAUCCCGUGUUUCUCGAUAUGGUGCGAAAUUUACUUGAUGGAAACAUGGAAUCAAGCAGUUUUGAAGAUACAUGUCGUGAAAUGUUCGGCGUUCAUGCGUACAUUGUUUUCACCAUUGACAAGCUUGUAACGAAUAUUGUUCGUCAGCUUCAAACCAUCGUUGUUGACGACACGUGUGUCCAAGUAAUGGAUCUGUAUCAGCAGGAACAGUCUCGCGAAGGAGCUGGAGGGAACUCUGCUACUCAAGGCCUCCGAAAGGAAGAGGAGAUUUCCUAUCAGAAAAAAGCGGAAGCGUUGCUCAAUGAUGAAAAUUGUUAUAAGUUUAUUGUGCACAAAGAUAAGACGAUUAUAACGAUCAGUAUUGAACUUAUUGUCACUGAGGAUGUUCAUUAUGACGAUAUGAUGGCAUUCGAGAAAUGGACCGACUACGUUGAUAAGUUUGUAUCAAACCAAGAAAUCCCGAAAGUGGUGAAAGAACGACUGAAAGUGAAGCCGGUCUUUUUGCCCAGAACUUCAAGACAUAUUCGCUCAAAGAAAGCGCCAGAAGGUGAAAAAUCUGCCGUUGAUGGCGAAGAGCUCGGUAACAGUCCAAGUAACAUUGAAGGCGAGGAAACGUCCGCUGACAUCGUGAACGAGGAUACGAUGGAAUGCAAAAUCUCUUCGAAUACAUACAAACUCAAGUUCGUUCGUGGUGGCCGCAGUUAUUUCUAUCGUAGAAGAUCGCUGCCAAAAGCUAGAAAGGUAUAUCCAACAAUCACUCGUAAGUUGUCGGAAAAUUUCCAACGUUGGCUGGAAGCUUGGGUGAUGGAAAAUGUUUCACGUGACCAGAAAAGUACGUGCGAUCAGUGGUUGGCGGGAAAAGUCGACGGCUUGCGACCUUGCAACACAAUCAAACAGACGGUGCGAAACAAUUUCAAGAGUUAUACAAAGUAUAACGUCGAGUGGCCAACGCCCGCGGUACCUCUGUCCGAUUCAAGUACUCAAUCAUAAGUUGUAGAUAUGCGGGAUUGUGCCGAGUGUAAAAAAGGGGUGAAUCGUCAGCGCAUGCUCGUAACAAUGUGUGUAUAGAUGUUGUGAAAUGAUCACAAACAUCGGGUGUAUCUAAAUUAUGAAUGAAAACGGUUAAGAGUCUGUUUCAUUUCUUUGUAUAAGAAAAUUUUAAUCUAAGGACUUGUUUAUAACGGAAUUCAGAUGUAAGGCGAUUUAAGGUCACGCUUUGAAAUAUAGCCGAAAGCUCAAAAUAGAACUAUUAAGGUUGUGCUUUAUGAACUAUUCUGAAAAUAGUCCAUUUGCUUUUUUAACUUACUGCAGCAUCGACCACUGCUUCCUUUGAAAAUAAUGAAACGAAGCUCUGGUUGUCAAAAUACAACUUCAUAUUUUGAUCGGAACGUUUUAAUCUCUCGUAUUUUUGUCUCUGAUAAUCCUUGAGAUUGUUAAAUGAUUCGGUUUGGACGUGGAAAUUUACUGAAUCAUGCGAUAUGUUAAAGAAACUGUUGAACAUAAUCUAAAUUAUUAGAUGAAACUGUGUUAUUGGUUA